This is a messenger RNA of Salarias fasciatus (jewelled blenny), 3726 nucleotides long. RefSeq names its product lysosome membrane protein 2-like. Lineage: Eukaryota; Metazoa; Chordata; Actinopteri; Blenniiformes; Blenniidae. Bases 268 to 1830 code for a protein of 520 amino acids. The record is from RefSeq and is a predicted model, not a curated record. The transcript has 13 exons. Gene Ontology annotation, biological process: receptor-mediated endocytosis; protein targeting to lysosome. Gene Ontology annotation, molecular function: scavenger receptor activity. Gene Ontology annotation, cellular component: membrane; lysosome; cytoplasm.
CACGGUUCUCAGUCCCCGCGCCUCCGGUCCCGCUCCAGGCCGCCUCGCGUCAGGACGCAGCUUCCAGACCGGAAUCAUCCAAACCGUUACUCCGGGAACCUCACCGCAAACUCCCCCGCGAGUCUGCAGCGGAACACACACGCGCACACGCAAAGAAAAGUUGGACUCGGAGCUUUUCCUCUUUUUCUUCUUCUUCUUUUCGGUUUUUUCGUGUUGAAGUAACUUUUUUCAGAGCAGACAGGAUUGAACUCCAUCCGCACCUGCAGCAUGACGCGCAGAUCGUGCGCGGUGUACACGGUGGGGGUGAUCUCCGCCCACCUGCUGGUGGUGGGGGUCGCCCUCAUGGUGGCUCAGGUCUUCCGCACCGUGAUGCACGACCGUCUGAAGAAGGAGAUCGUUCUGGUGGAGGGCAGCCGGGUGUUUGAGUCCUGGAAGACCCCCCCGCCUCCGGUCUACAUGGAGUUCUUCUUCUUCAACGUGACCAACGUGAAUGAGUUCCUGGGGGGGGCCAAGCCCCAGGUCAGCCAGGUCGGACCCUACACCUACAGGGAGUACAGGUACAAGGACAACGUCAGCAUGCUGGACGGCAACAACAGGGUGUCCGCCUACAACACCAAGAGCUUCGUGUUCCUGCGGGACCGGUCGGUGGGCGACCCGGCCGAGGACAACAUCACCACCGUCAACAUCCCGGCGUGGGCCGUCAUGAACAAGGUGAAAGACAGCUUCUGGAAGUCGUCCGUGGUGUCCCUCCUGAUGAACUCGGUGGGCAGCGGCCUCUUCACCACCCGCACCGUGGACGAGCUGCUGUGGGGCUACGAGGACCCGCUGCUGAGGCGCGUCGCCGCCACCAGCCCGGACGUGGAGGCGGUGUUCGGCCUCAUGUAUAAGAAAAACGGGAGUAACGACGGAGAGUUCGUCUUCAACACCGGACAGCAGAACCACCUGGACUACGGUCGGGUCGUGACAUGGCAAGGUCAAAGCCAGCUGACCUUCUGGUCGUCAAACCAAAGCAACUCCAUCAACGGGUCUGACGGCAGCGCCUUCCACCCGCUGCUGGACCGGAAGGAGCGCAUCUACGUCUUCACUCCAGACCUGUGCAGGUCCAUCCACAUGGACUUCGAGAAGGACGUGGAGGUGAAGGGGAUCCCGGCGUUCCGCUUCACGCCGCCGCGCUCCGUCUUCGCCAGCAAGGAGGAGAACCCGGCCAACGAGGGCUUCUGCGUCACGCCGCAGGAGUGCCUGGGAACCGGCCUGCUCAAAGUCAGCCCCUGUCGGAAAGGAGCCCCCGUCGUCGCCUCCUUCCCUCACUUCUUCCUGGCUGACUCCCAAUACGUGUCUGCUGUCGGCGGCAUGAGGCCCGACCGGGCGCACCACCAGACCUUCCUGGACCUGAACCCGACCACCGGAGUGAUCGUCCGAGCCAGCAAGAGAGCGCAGAUCAACAUCCUGAUGAACCGAGUCUCCGGAUUCCCGAAAACCAGGACUCUGAACGAAACCGUGUUUCCUGUCAUGUUCCUCAACGAGAGCGUGGUGAUCGACGACGCGUCGGCGGCCCGGAUCCACAAGCUGCUGCUGAUCGUCACGCUGGGCUCCAACUUCCCGCUGAUCAUCGUGGCGCUGGGCGGCGUCCUGCUGCUGGUCUUCAUCAUCCUCAUGGUCCGGGACCGCAAGCACAAGAGGGAAGUGAAGCGCAUUGUGUUUUCCAAGCCGCUUUAUGCUUCGUCCGCCGACGACGACACGUCCUACUCCCCGGUGCACAAGAAGGAGAAGGACGACCCCCAGAACGGGACCUACAUCGGCCUGACGCCCACAGCCGAGCCUCAGGCCUGAGGACCGGGGGUCGGGGGUCGGGGGUCGGGGGGCUCAGCGGGGGUGGGGGGUUAAAGGUCGAGGAGCUGGGUGUAUUCUCCAGCACGGCGUAGGGUUUGUUUGUAGUUGUGUUCACGGAGAGCUGCCUGAAGUGGAGCCCAGAGAGCAGUGGAGGCCAGGCACAGGCGUCCUGCGGCCGUCCGCCGUCCGUCCAGACGUGGCGUCCAUGCUGAGGCCCCGCCCCUCCUCGCCUCGCCUCGCCUCACCUCGCCCCGCCUCGCCCACCCCGUCCCGCCUCGCCCCGCCACGUCUUGCCCCGCCCCGUCCCGCCUCGCCACGUCUGACUGUCCCGUCCCGCUUCCCGUCGGACCGGCUGCAGUGUUUUAUGUUGGGUCCUCUCCGGAGCUGCUGGUGAGACGGGAUCCUAAACUAAAGCCUCCUCAGUCGGCACGGCCUUCCUGACUCCUCCAGCAGGUGGCGCUCAGCAGCGUCUGCAGCUCCAGGCCGCAGGGCAGAAUGAUCUGAUCACACUGUCAUUACAGCCACUUCACCUAAUCUGUUAACAACAACGUGCAGUUUAAAUCUGACCUGAGUGCUCCAGAGCCUCAGGAUUAGGUUCAAUUCCCACUUCAUCCCAGACUUCAUCACCCUGCCGCCGUCCUCAGAGAGCCCUGCUGGCUUGUGGGUAAAGUCGUGGCGACUGAGGAGACGCUGCCAAACCGCAUCGAGUCUCGCUUCAUUUCAUCCCAGACCCAGAGUUCCACUGAGAUCACUGUUAUUAUCUGUCCGUGCACUGUACUGAGAAGGAGACCUGUGCACGUGUGUUACCGUGCUUCAGAACACCCUCAGCCACUGGUCUGUGUGCGCACACACACACACAUGCACGCACGCACACACGCACGCACGCACGCACGCACGCACACACACACACACACACACACACACACACACACACACACACACACACACUCACACACACGUGCGCUGUAAGACAUGAUGCACUGCUUGCAUUCCUCUCAGUGUGUGACGGGAUGAAGAUCAGACAAACCGCUGUAUAUUUGGAGAUGUUAUUUUUGUAAAUUAAGAGCUCCUCCUCCCUUUAGUGUGUGUGUGUGUGUGUGUGUGUGUGUGUGUGUGUGUGUGUGGCUGUUGAUGUGGAGAAGUGUUAAACGUGACGCCGUGGCCACCAGGCGGGCUGCCGGCUGUCCUGACAGUAUUUUUCCUGCCUGUGCGGCGGCGGCGGCGGCGGCGGCGGCGGCGGCGGCGGCGGCGGCGCUGUGCCUCGGCAGGACGGACUUCCUGGAUCCUCUCUGUCCUUCGCUGAGAGUCUUGGGGGAAAAUGCAGAAAAUCUGCCCUCGAGUGCGUCUGUGGUUUUCCUGCCGCUGCCAGACAGAACAGAUGCCCCUGAGAUGUGAUGUUUGUUGUGUUUUCGUUCAUUUGUUGUACAGCCAGCAGGGUGAAACUGCACUGAAGACUUCAGGUCCCACUUUAAUGUUUUCUGCUCUGAAUGCUGCAGAGGUGUGAAGCGAGGAGCGUUUCCCCCUCAGGCCAGCGUUACACUGUGAUCCGGACUUCCUGGGCCUUCUCCCUUCACUGUUUGAUGCUCAUUUUAAUCUAGUUUGGAGCAAAAGCCUAAUUAAGUGGAUUUUAUGAAGUGAGUGAUGUGAAUGAAUGGAUCUGUGUGUUUUUUUUUCCUGUGAAACAAUCCAGUGUUACACCAUGUGGUCAAUAUCGUGUUGCUUUCCCACCCUGACAAUGCCAAAACGGAGGAAGCGCCACUCGUGCCAUACGCGGACUACAGAUUGUGUUUUCUGGAGUGGCGAUCGCUGCCAGCCGUUAUAUUCUUCUCGUUGUCAGCUUGUUGGAUGUACUGUUUUUACUCUGUACACAGAAAUAAAAGAAGUAGUUUCAGUAGA